Molecule: messenger RNA, 2478 nt
Organism: Ictalurus furcatus (blue catfish)
Lineage: Eukaryota; Metazoa; Chordata; Actinopteri; Siluriformes; Ictaluridae
Product: galactose-3-O-sulfotransferase 2-like
Exons: 4
Coding region: 235-1686 (483 amino acids)
Biological process (GO): glycolipid biosynthetic process
Cellular component (GO): membrane
Molecular function (GO): galactosylceramide sulfotransferase activity
Source: RefSeq, a predicted model, not a curated record
CUGACUGUGAGCUCGCGUUUGGCAGAACUGAGAGAUUGUCAGCCAAUAAGACGCGAGUAUUUCCACCUAUUUUCCUGUAAAACCUGUCUGAUUGGUCUCGUCUCUUUCCACUGAAGAUAUAAAAUAACCGUCUUCUUUCAAUUCAGUUACGUAGUGACAAACUGCUCCAAGUGGAGAAUUAUUCAGGGCUACAGCCCCUAAUGCCCAGGCCAGGUUACCCCCGGGUGUGGCACCAUGUUCACGCAGCUGAAGCGCGCGCUCCGGGAAAGAAGCGCGUUUUUCCGGGGAUCCAUCCCUCCGUGGAGCGCGUGUGGAAGGGCAGUGUUUUGCAGGUUUCUAUGGCAUGUGUUGAUGUUUUUGACCAUCCUGUUUGUGGCGUUGCAGUUACUGAGUGCGUUUCAUCAGUUUUGGAACAACAAACAAACAUCGAGCUUUUUGACUAGUGACAGAAACGCCACGUGUCAACCCAAGAACCAUGUUUUCUUCCUGAAAACGCACAAGACGGCCAGCAGCACCAUCCUCAACAUCCUGUAUCGCUAUGGUGAUACCCACAACUUGACCUUCGCGCUGCCGGAGAACAUCUACCAGUUCUCCUACCCGCACUUCUUCAUGUCGCACUUUGUCAAGGGCAUGAAGUCUCGCCGAGUGACAGAGUUCCACAUCAUGUGCAACCACAUGCGCUUCCAAGGGCUUGAGGUGAGAAAGGUCAUGCCCUUGGACACGUUUUAUUUCUCCAUCCUGCGCAAUCCAGUGUCCAUGAUGGAGUCUCUCUUCACAUACUACAAAUCACUCCCAGUGUUCAGUAACUUCAAGACCCUCGAGGACUUUCUGCUCGACAAAAGCCGUUCUUACAGCGAUACUGUGCCUGGUAACAAUUACGCUCGUAACAUCCUGACCUUCGACUUCGGCUUCAACAACUCGGCACCGUCCAGCAAAGUGGAACUGGACGAACGAGCCGUGGCUCUGAUUUCCGCCGUGGAGAGUGAAUUCCACCUCAUCCUGAUCUCAGAGUACUUUGACGAGUCUAUGGUGUUGCUCAGACACGCCCUCUGCUGGACCCUGGACGACAUCGUGUCAUUCCGCCUGAACAGCCGAAGCGAGAAAACCCACAAAUCGCUGAGCGUGGAAAUGACCGAGCAGGUGAAGAAGUGGAAUUCGUUGGAUUGGCGACUCUACCAACACUUUAACGCAAGCUUCUGGAGGCGGAUAGAUACAUCGCUAGGGCGCACUAAGCUCCAAGAGGAAGUGGAGCUUCUCAGAGCCAGAAGGGCAGUACUGGAGAAAACCUGCCUUUCAGGGGGUGGGGCUGUGGAUCCAGCUCACGUACUUGAUUCGUCAUUGAAGCCAUUCCAGUACGGCCAAGCGGUUAUCCAGGGAUAUAACAUUCGCCCGGGAUUGGACAAUGACACACACCGUUUUUGUCAGAGGCUCAUCAUACCCGAACUGCAGUACACCGGGGCUUUGUACGUUAAACAGUUCCCUGAUAUCGCUGCUCAAAAGGAUGAAGGAAAAAAGCGCCCCACCCCUGGCAAACACAUUAUAAAUGCUCAGAGGAACAGCACCAGUGCGCCUGUCACUGAGAAUCGCAACUCAACUGUACAAGCUAAUAUGCCUAUAUUAGCCAAAGACAAUAUGGAUGUUAAAGAUAAUGCUAACUCAGCUGAAGCAAAGCAACACAAAACCUAAAGACAAAUGAACCUCAACCUGACAUUAAACAGCGAAAUAAGCUAAAUGUGCCUUAGCCUAUGCUGUGGAGUAGAUCUCAAUUUGUUCAUAUCCAGCAGUCAGGAAAAAAAUACAAAUGAAUGUCAAAUGCAAUUUACACAAAACCGAUCAACUGUUUGUUCUUUUACUUGUGAUUAUCUUUGCACUUUGCUAGAUCAUCUCGGGUCUUAAAAUCAUGAUGAAUUUGUUAGCUAGGGGGAAUAUUUGUAAAUAUUUCACUGUUUUUCUGAAAACUAAGCAGUCCAGGCUAAGUUUCGACUAUUCUUCUUCUUCUUCUUCUUCUUCUUCUUCUGCUUCUUCUUCUUAUUAUUAUUAUGUAAACUGGCCCUAAUUCUGUAAAGAUACUGACUGAAUGUCAUUAAUGUUUUUUUCAAAUCUUAAAAACUGGUAUACAAGUAUAAGAAAUAAGAUUAUUGUUACUGUGAGAUGGUAAAUACGGGUGUAUAUCCUCUGAAUGAGAUGAUUCAGGCUAAAUGUCACAAUUUAAAUGCAGAUUUUUCUAACAAGAUUCAGUUUUCUCUUGAAAGAGAAAUGUAAGGUUUAUAAACAUAGCUGAUAUGAAAUUCAAGUUUGUAAACUGGACUAAAAAAAAUUCUGAUAUAGCCUUUGGGGGCGGGGCUGUGGUAAGUGUCACUUAUGUAGAAUUUAUUUACGCAUUAAUAAUAAAUCAUUUGUACUCAACACUACAGUGCUUUAAAAUUUCUUCCCAUUAACACUCAGUGUCCUGUUCUAUUGUUCUCUUUAAAAUUUAGU